CCUAAUCACACUCGGCGGUGGUCGACUAAAAAAAUGGCGGCCGAAGGCCUUCUCAGUGUGGCGGAGAUCGACGGUAGAGGUAGGGGUUUAGUAUCCACUCAACCAUUAAAAGCCGGCCAAGUUGUCCUCAGAGAUUCUCCCAUUCUCCUCUACUCCGCUUUUCCUUUACAAAACCCUUCUUCUUCUUCAUACUGCCACCAUUGCUUUAGAACUUUACAAUCUUCUUCUUCAAUCAAUUGCUCUUCGUGUUCAGCUCUGUUCUGCUCCGCCACGUGUCUUUCUUCCGCCACGUCAUCCACGCACUCGCCUUAUGUCUGCCAAUCUCUCACUCGUCUCUGUAACUCCUCUCACUUCUUCCUCAACCACCCGCUUGAACGCCAGCUCCAAUCGUGUUUUCUAAUUGCCGCUUACAAUUUAUCCCUCGUUUCUCCUUCAAAGUUCCAAACUUUACUUUCAUUUCAAGGAAUCCCCUCUGCUAACGACGCCUCAGCCGCCGAAUUUCUCCACUCUCUUAUCUCUUCUCUUUGCCUUCCUCGUCCUAAUUCUACCCCCUUCUCUCUUGAACUCACCGCGGCUUUGCUCGCCAAGGACCGGCUAAACGCCUUCGGCUUGAUGGAGCCCUUCAAUGGCGGCCAGAGAUCGGUUCGCGCUUAUGGGCUUUACCCGAAGGCUUCGUUGUUUAAUCAUGAUUGCCUUCCGAAUGCUUGUAGAUUUGAUUACGUGGACACGGCGAUGGAGAAUGAGAAUAACGCUGACAUUAUUGUUAGGAUGAUUCAUGAUGUGCCUCAAGGGAGGGAGAUUUGCUUGAGUUAUUUUCCAGUUAAUUUCGAUUAUGCCACUAGACAGAAGAGAUUAAUUGAAGACUAUGGGUUUGCUUGUGACUGUGAUCGUUGCAAAGUGGAAGCUAAUUGGUCUGACAAUGAGAAUGAGAAAGAGGAGGAGGAGGCUAUGGAGGAGGAUGAGGAUGAAGAAAUGGCGGGUGCUGAGAAUGAAAAUGGGGAGAAUGAUUUUCCGCACGCGUAUUUUUUUAUGAGAUAUAUGUGUGAUGGAGACAAUUGUUGGGGGACAUUGGCUCCUUUGCCACCUUCAGAUGUUUCUCCUUCGACUGUUAUGGAGUGUAAUGUCUGUGGCAAACUCAAGAAUGAUGUCGUUGGAGGAGAAGACACACUUUCCGUGGAUGACUAGUUAAAAAUUUUGCAGCUGCUGUAAGUCUACCCACAUUUUGCUUUAUGUUCUAAUUGUUAGUCAACAUUUAUGUAAUAUGAAAUAAUUUAUUAGUUUAUUUCUUUAUGGUACUUAAAAAAUUUGUCUCAGAAUAGCUGAAUUUGAACUUACUUAGCUUUUGCCUUAUAUAGCUUGAUGUUUUCGCGUUGAUCUCUCUUAAGUUUUAAUAACAGGAUUUGUUAAGCUGAUUCCGUAAGACUGCACCAAUGUACUAUGAAAGCAACCCAGACCUGUCAAACUUAACUUCUUAAUUUUUACACUUCCUAGUAUGAGUAUGACUGCUGAAAGUUUCUGUGUAUAUAAUCGUAAAUAUGACCUUAAAAAAGGAGUAUGACAAGGGAAAGUUUCAUCCGUAGUGUCCAUUAUGUUUUGCUGGGAUAUCAGAUAUUAUAAAAGGAGAGUUGAAUGAAGAAGAAAGAACAAUUAGAGAAUUCCAAAAUCAACGAAUUUGAGUGGAAAAGAAUCCAUGUAUUUUGUUAUAAGUCCCUAUUGUGAAAUGAAGAAUAUCUUAGUCAUUGCUUUUUUCUAAUGCAUGUGCUGUUUGCUGAAAAAUUAAAUCUUGGGUUGUCUAAGUGUUUAAUUUUCAACUAGGGGUGAUCAAAAUACCCGGAACCCGAGCCGGAAAAUCACGUACUUGGAAAUUCGGUUCAGGUUAUGAUAGAAAGAAACCCGGAUUUUCUGUUUGGGUACUGGUUUGACUGCGCAAAAGUCUGGGGUACCCGAACCAAACCAGUUUUUGCCUAAAAAUUGAAAACAAAAUUGUGUUUCGAAUUAGUAACUCUUUCAUUUGCUUCCAAUUGAGAUGGGUAGGUCUCUAAUUUCCUUCUCAAACAUUCCUCUGAAAUUUUCGCACAUACCCAGAUCAUUUCUUCCUCUCAAUCACUCAAACCAGUGGCCAUUUCUCAAACCCAGUGACAAGUCCUCAUCUGGCUAUCAAAAAGUUUCAGUUUUGAGUACAAAACCGGGGAGAAAACUUUGUACAAAGGCUGUGUUGUCUGAGACUUCUUAUCAGAAAGAGUAUCCUAAAAUUGGUGCCAAAUCCACUGGACCUAUUCCUCCUAGCCAACUCAUUCAAGUUGUUGAGAUUGCUGCUAAAACAGGUGCUGAGGUUUGGUUCAAUUUCAUUCGUCAAUUUUUUGAAUUACCCAAUCGAUGUUUUGGUUUGAUUUUUUAUGUAUUUUUGUUAGUGGUAAUUUCAUGGGGAAGUUGUAAUCUAGAGUUUGUGGAAUUUGCUUUUUGUUUUUGGGGUUGAUUGUUUUGUUUAAUCAACAAGGUGGAUUGGUUGUUGAAGUCUGUAAUGUUUUGGAUUGUGAAGUUUAGAGACUGGCUUUAGUAUAAGAAGGAAAUUCCAUCCAAAAACCAGGUACCCCGUAACCAAAUCGAAAAUUCGGUUUGCUUGAAAGCUGGGUCACCCCCAAACCGGUUCAGUUAUUGGGUACCUUUAUAGCUUGAACCGAUUUUCCGGUUUGGUUCAGCCAAACCCCCAACCGGUUCAGGUACUCAGUUUUGAACCAAACCGAAUUUCAACUGUUAUUUAUUAGAACCUGAAGUUAAACAUGUGUCUAAUGACUUGGUAGGAAUUUCUGUCGAUUUAGUUGUGGUGGUUUGGUGCCUUCUGUGUUUUCUUCAUUUGUUUCUUUCUUUUGCUGGUUCUCUCUUAUUACUAAUUCUGUGUUCUUGUUACAGGUUUGAAUGGUAAGAGGAAAAAUCUGUCGUCUUCUUCUUGAUCACUGCAAUGUAGCAGUCUUACUUUUUUUUUCCUUUGAUAGGAGUUGUUGGUGUAUUUAAUUUGCUCUUCUAUGUGGUGAUUGUUGAGGGUUUUAAUUAGUUACAUGGUUUUUAGAAAAGGAUUUUGUGUAAGAUUAUUUCAACUAAAAGACAAUGACAUCCUGAUUGAGAAUGCCACUAGAUAUUUUGGAUGGCAUUGAAAUCAGAUUUAAUUGCCGCAGAUGCCGGUCAUAGAACGAGUAGAA
This is a messenger RNA of Pistacia vera, 3197 nucleotides long. RefSeq names its product histone-lysine N-methyltransferase ASHR2. The record is from RefSeq and is a predicted model, not a curated record. Gene Ontology annotation, molecular function: protein binding. Bases 34 to 1185 code for a protein of 383 amino acids. Lineage: Eukaryota; Viridiplantae; Streptophyta; Magnoliopsida; Sapindales; Anacardiaceae. The transcript has a single exon.